AUGCAGUCUAUCAUUGUUGAAUCACGUGCGGUUCGGAAACUAGUUCCAUGUUCUUUUCCCGCUUAUGGUAAGGAUCUGAUGUUGUGGAUAGAGUACAGCGACAAAGUACGCUGUGGUACCCAAUACAUGGCAGACGAGGAGUAUAAGCUGAAAGUGGAGCUUUCGGUCGAGCCUGUUGUGGUCACUUUCCUUUCCACUGUGGACGAUAAGUGCGGGGCUGUAGCCUCGAAUAUUGAGGAGCUGAGCGGCGAGUUCACAACCAUCAAGUUCUACUAUGUCGACGUCGGAAAGCACGCCAUGCUCUCCAGAGCCCUUUCCAACAGAGAAUUGCCUAUCGUCGUCUUUGUUAAAAAUGGCACAGACUUUUUGAGCCUAACCUCAGAUGUUUCCCUUUCAAGUAUUCGGGAAGGUCUCCAAGCACUCCAGACAGAAUAUUGUAAACCCCUUGCACUCCAUCGCUAG
Messenger RNA from Aspergillus fumigatus Af293, 462 nucleotides. RefSeq names its product thioredoxin domain protein. The transcript has 2 exons. The record is from RefSeq and is a predicted model, not a curated record. The coding region runs from base 1 to 462 and encodes 153 amino acids. NCBI's taxonomy places the organism in Eukaryota, Fungi, Ascomycota, Eurotiomycetes, Eurotiales, Aspergillaceae.